CUGCGCGCUCCCUGGCUGGGGAGGUCCGUGCCAUCUCCGCAUGCCACCGGGAAUAGGUGCUUUGUUUCGGCAGGCAAACCACAGGAAAAAGGACUAAAUGUAUCGAUGAACACUGCCUGGCUGACUCCAGAUCCCCAACCAAGCCACUGAUCAGAGGUUCAAAGGUCAGUUACCACGGGGACCUCGGGUGUUGGCAUGGAGACGGUGGUGAUUGUGGCCAUCGGGGUGCUGGCGACCAUCUUCCUGGCGUCGUUUGUGGCGCUCGUGAUGGUUUGCCGUCAUCGCUACUGUCACCCACCGGGUCUCCUGCACCACUUUGAUUCCAAGCCCACGCUUGACUUGAUCGGAGCGAUGGAGACUCAGAGCGAGCCAUCUGAGCUGGAGCUGGAUGACGUGGUCAUCACCAACCCCCACAUCGAGGCCAUCUUGGAGAACGAGGACUGGAUUGAGGACGCCUCCGGUCUGGUGUCCCACUGCAUCUCUAUUCUGAAGAUAUGUCACACUCUGACUGAGAAGCUGGUUGCUAUGACAAUGGGCUCUGGGGCAAAGGUCAAGGCUCCAGCCAGCCUCAGUGACAUCAUCACUGUUGCCAAACGCAUCAGCCCCAGGGUGGAUGAUGUGGUACGUUCCAUGUACCCGCCUCUGGACCCAAUUCUCUUGGAUGCCAGGGCCACCGCCCUACUACUGUCUGUGAGUCAUCUGGUGCUGGUUACCCGAAACGCUUGUCACAUGUCGGGCAGCAUGGAUUGGAUCGACCAAUCGCUGCACGCCGCAGAGGAUCACAUGGUCGUGUUGAGAGAGGCGGCGCUAGCGUCUGAGCCCGAGAGGAGUUUACCGGAGAGAGAGCAAGCCAUCUGAGUUCACACACACAUUCGCACGCAUAUGCACACACACACACACACACACAAACACAUCAAAAUUGUUGACUACGCUCACACACAUGUGAAACAACACACACCUGUAUAUACACGUGACACUCUCACACAGGCCUCUUUUCACAGUAGCCAUCCCCAUAGCUUUUCCCAUCUACAGUUAGCUGUAAGAAGAGUGGAACACUCCACCCUUCAUUUCUGUAGUUGUCUCAUGCCGUUUUCUCCUUAUCUUUAUUUCUUUCUCUGCCUGUUAUCGCCAUCAUGUCUCAAGCCAGAGCUCUCAUAUCAGAACUCUUUUCUGAUGAACUGGAACACAUCAUGUCUUAUUGUAAUUUGUUGGAAGCCACAGGAAUGUCUUUCGAGUGAAGAUGACUGUUGAAGGGCCUAAUAAUAAUGAAGUUUUAGGGCUGAAAAAGUUCAACAUGUUCAAAAACAUAAUCACAAUGUAUACUGUAAGAUAUUUAGUUGAACAGAUCAUAAUUAUGGCAGUUCUUUUGUGCAUUUUAAUCCUGUCCCUACAGAAUUCUUCCACUUUUGGAGUUGUGCUCUGUGUCUUGUCAACAGAUAAUAUUUUGUUAUAAUUGUAUGAUUAUUGAUAAUACUUAAUGUUAUGAUUUUAUACCACAUGUUUACAUAGGCAUCUAUCUAAACGAGGAAAUCCUGCAAUUUUUUCACACGCACACACACACACACACACACACACACACACACACACACACACACACACACACACACACACACACACACACACACACACACACACACACACACACACACACACACACACACACACACACACACACACCUACCUUUACUUGUUUCUCCAGCAGUACUAGGUGGUCAGGGCUGUGCUGUGGAGCGCAGCGUCACAUGAGGGCUUAAGGCUCCUGCUAAUCUCAUGGGAAAACACAUAGCAGCCACUCAGCCACUGCUGUCCACCUCACACCAGCACACACUCACUGCCUUCAGCUCCCUCCAUUAAGCAACACAGGCACAGCCUCACCCACUCAGCUGCACCUAACACCCCAGAAGAGUACACUUGCCAGCUUUAUCUGAGAAAACUCUUAUCCACCACCCCCCCACCACGAGACAAACUCUGUCUCACACACACACGCACACACACACACACACACACACACACACACACGUGUACAUAUACAACAUACCUACACAAACGUAUUUGAAAAUACUUUUUAGGCUUUUGAAGUGAGUCAAACUCACUGCAAAUGUACACUCUUAAAAUGAAUGUGUUGUCCCUACCUGGGCACAGAUAUAUGUUAAAAACAAUGGAAGUUGUGUUGUUUUCAACACAUUCAUUUUAAGAGUGUAGAAAUGAAAAACAGUUCACUCUCUCACCCCC
This is a messenger RNA of Sardina pilchardus (European sardine), 2232 nucleotides long. RefSeq names its product transmembrane protein 98 (gene tmem98). Gene Ontology annotation, cellular component: endoplasmic reticulum. The record is from RefSeq and is a predicted model, not a curated record. NCBI's taxonomy places the organism in Eukaryota, Metazoa, Chordata, Actinopteri, Clupeiformes, Clupeidae. Bases 196 to 858 code for a protein of 220 amino acids. The transcript has 7 exons.